Messenger RNA from Lineus longissimus, 3245 nucleotides. RefSeq names its product ankyrin-1-like. The transcript has 3 exons. Lineage: Eukaryota; Metazoa; Nemertea; Pilidiophora; Heteronemertea; Lineidae. Gene Ontology annotation, molecular function: protein binding. The record is from RefSeq and is a predicted model, not a curated record. The coding region runs from base 129 to 2807 and encodes 892 amino acids.
CACAAGAAGUGCAUUUAGUACAUUUAGUUGCCUAUGCAUGAUCUACGGCUUCAAGUCUACAUUCGUCAGGCAGCACCCGCGAGCAAAGGAAGAAAGCAAAACUUCCAGUGUAUCGUCCGAUCCCAAAAAUGGACAUCGUCCGACUGCUGAAUGCGUGUGAAACUGGUCAACUUUCCGAAGACCUCGUCAACGAGGUGAAGUCUCACACGACUGACGUGAACUGCAGUGCUGCCAAAUACAUCAGGCGGCCACUUCACGUAGCCAUCGAAUAUGGUCACAAAGACAUCUUGAAUUUUCUCAUCGAAAAUGGCGCCGAUUUGGAAUCGUCUGCUCUUGAUGGUUCUUCGCCCCUAAUCCUUGCUGCAAGACGCGGCGAGGCUAGAGUCAUGAAGAAACUUUUGGACAGAGGUGCAAAUAUCAAUGUUCAAAACAAAUACUUGGAGAGGCCCCUCCAUCUUGCUUGCCGGAGUUCUGACGUCACUACCGUGAGGAAGAUCCUUGAGUUGGGUGCUGACGUCAUGAGUUUUGACAGUGUUGACACUCCCCUCCACAUUGCAAGCAGACGAGGGGCUGUUGACAUAUGCACUGUUCUGUUGGACGCUGGAGCAGACGUGGAUGCUUUGAAUAAACAUAACUUGACGUCCCUUCAUGAGGCUUGUAACCGUGGUAACGCUCAAGUGGUCGAGAUUCUGAUAAAAAGAAGAGCAGAUAUUCAUCAUCUUGGGAAGGGAAAGACGCCAUUUGCAUUAGCCUGCUUGAAUGGAAAUGUAAACAUCAUACGCAUGCUCCUUCAGAGAGGAUGUGAAGUAAAUGUAUACUCUGCGACAGAGCUACCACCUAUUUGCGUUGCGUAUAACGAACAGAAUGUACCACUUAUGAAGUUGCUUCGAGAGUUUGGCGCGGAAGUCCCGCCUGAGCGAAUGACAUAUCUUCAUAUCGCUUGUCUCCUUGGCGACCUGGAAGAAGUUGACAAGCUCCUAGCCAGGGAGGACAUCCCUAAGCAUGCCAAGGACGGCCGUGGCAACACCGCGCUUCAUAUCGCGGUGCGAAAAAACCAUCUCGGUGUAGCGGAUUUGUGUCUUCAAAAUGGCAUUGACGUGAACUUUAUGGACCAAGAGAGGAACACGGCACUACAUUUGGCGACAAGGCAGCGCAAUGCCGCACUCGUUGAUUUGCUUCUUCAGUACAACGCGAAAUCUAACUGGAAGAACUUCGAAGGGUUCACCCCUCUUCACAUCGCCGCAUCAAACGGUGACAUUGAUUUGCUUAAGAAGUAUUUGAAUGCCACAGAAUCCCCAGCCGGAACUUUCGAUUUGAAAUCUGCAUUACGCAUGGCAGCACGUGGUGGUCACGUGUCAUGCAUGGAACUGCUAAUCCAAAAUGGCGCCCAGUUAGACCCAGAGGAGGGUCGACAGUUCUUACUCAGUGCCGUCGAGGAUGGUUAUCUGGAACUUGUAGAUGUUCUCAUGGAGAAGUAUCUGAUCACAGCAGACGUAAAGCACUUCUUUUCUCAGCGCGGCCUCCACCAGGUCUGCUGGCGUGCAGAUCUGUACCACUUUCAGAGAAUAGUCGAUUUCGGGGUUGAUGUUGACUGCUGCGGCUCAGGGGGCGACAGUGCACUCCACUUUUGCGCGGUCCACGGUAUUACGCACGCUGCGUCCGUCCUAAUACAGUUAGGCGCCACAGUGGACUUGGCUGACGUGAAUGGGAUCACGCCCCUGAUGACGGCCUGUCUCCAUGGACACCAGGCAAUUGUCAAACUAUUCUUAGAAAACAAGGCAGAUGCCUUGAAAAAGGACAACCGUGGUCAACAGGCCCUCCAUUACGCCAGCGAGAGGGGCAACCUUAAAAUCAUCAGAGAGCUUCUGAAACAAGUGCCGGAAAUAGACAUCAAUGCCAAAAGCAAAGAGGGAGAAACUGCACUUCACAGAGCAGCCGAAAGAGGGCACCUCUUCUGUGUCCUUGACCUUCUGUCACGUGAAGCACACGUUAACGCAACUGAUUCAAAAUCCCGCACCCCGUUUGCCGCUGCGUGCGCAAAUAUCUUCGAGAUGUCUGGAAUGAGACGAUUUGUUCGGGCUCGAGUUGAAACUCUAAUGAACAAACGGUCAACUUCUGGUAUAGAGAUCAUGGAGUUGCUCCUCCUAACGGGGUGUGAUGGAAGAAUUAAAGACAUCAACCAGGAAACUCCGUUCAUAUCUUUGGUGCGGAAGCGUCUUGGUACCAACCCAGCCACCGGAGCAAGGGAUUUCCAGUACCUGUUCGAUGACGACCUCUCCACAUCAAUCUUCCAUUUGUUACAGGACGCCUGCUACGCCCAAGGCGAUCUUGAAAGCACACUAUGGCUGACCUUGGGGAACAUUGAACUUCUGAUCAAGAAAACCUUGGCGUUUUUGAUCAUAGCAGGCUGUGGGUCAGAGACCAUUAUCAGUGACACCCUACUGACAAGAAUAUUCAUCCAGAAGGACUUCGAUUCUUUUCGUCUGCUUCACCGAUGUUGUUAUCGCCUGACUGAUGACGUCAUUCAAGCCACGCUGACUGAAGUGCCCCUACCGGUGGAUACACUCAACGAAUUCUUGGACAUUUUCCGAGAGGUUCCGACGUUGAAGUUGCUCUGCCGAGCAGCGGUUCGGGGUCAUGUUCGGAAACUGAACAAGGGGUGUUUAUCAACUGCAGUCCAAACUUUCCACAUCCCUCAAGUGUUGAAGAAUGUGUUGUUGUUCAGCACGAAAGCGUCCAAUUAUAUCUUCGUUGCUCCAGACGAGGUUAAGUUCCCCUAUACGCCGUUUGGACAUUUAGUUGAUUGAGAUCAUAAUGAAAACACUCGUGGACAAAGAGACUUCAGGCUGUUCGCAAAUUUACUCCCUCGUUUGACAAUGCAAAUAAAACACUUGAAAUAGCAGACUGAAAAAGAAAUAUCAGUGGCACCGCAUGCGUCCCCUUGACCUGGCAGGCAAAACAAUCGUCAGUCGCUACUGGUGUAAAAUGUAUCGAACGGCACCAAAAUGAAACACAAUGAAACCUGUAUUAGCACAACAUGUGAUUUUAUAGAGCUCGAAACCCCAAAAAAACUAUAUAAAUUCUUAUCUGAACGUCUCAUCUUUUUCAUACUUCGUGACAUGUACGUACGUUGCUGUAUGGAACAAUGUACAGCCUUUUGUACACAGGGCCGCGACCUCUCAACCGGCUGUAUAAUGGCGUGACAGUGCAUUGAACUCAAAAUACAUUGGUACAUAUGCGGUAGA